Messenger RNA from Malassezia japonica, 1350 nucleotides. RefSeq lists its product as uncharacterized. The record is from RefSeq and is a predicted model, not a curated record. The transcript has a single exon. Bases 1 to 1350 code for a protein of 449 amino acids. Lineage: Eukaryota; Fungi; Basidiomycota; Malasseziomycetes; Malasseziales; Malasseziaceae.
AUGUUGCGGAGCGCGUCAGGGCGUGCGCGCGUCGUGCGCGCCCCCCGCGCGAGCCGCGAGGAGGACGAGGAGCCAUCGUCGCCUGUUGGGCUCCCGGGCGAGGACGAGGAUGCGCUGAAUAACGAAUUCAUCGCGAGUUUCGACCAGACCAAGUUCCUGCGCGAGCUCGACGCGUACACCGCGAGCUAUGUCCAAAACGCGCCGAAGGAGGUGCAGCCCGAGCUGGUGCUCCCUUCGCUUGACGCGCUUGCGCAGCUGCCGACCGAUGCGCCGACAGAGAUUCCGGUCGAGUUCUACGGCCAGGUCAUCCAAAUCCUCACGUUUGUGCUCGGCAGCAACCCCCCGAUGCUCGCCGAGUCGGUGCAGACGCCGCGCCACGAAGCGCAGUGGGAUCCCCCGGACUCGAACGAGCUCACGGCUGCCGACUGGGCAACGAUGCACAACGUCGUCACGCUCAUUAUGGAACACUUUGGCAGCGCAAAUCGCGCGCCGAGCACGCGCGUUUCGGAGCAGGAGCUCACGCGCCUCCUCCAAAAGCUCAUGGCCAAGCAGCAGGAGAACACGCAGCGCCAGAUCCACGCGCUGCGUGCGCUCCCGACGCCCCCGUCGUUUGCCUACACGCCAGGGUACAGCGACCAGGCGCACUUUGCCGACCUCGUCUUUCCCGACGAGGAGGACGACGACGACCCCGACUUUCAGCCACUUCACGCGCCAAGCGAGUCCGCGUGGACCCAGGCGAUGCGCGACCUUGUCGCGACCCCGCUCGCAGUCGGCGACGGGCCCAUUUCGCCGGCCAAGGCGACACGCGCCCGGAAACGCGCCGAGGCCGAGGAGCGCGGCGCUGGGCCGCUGUCGAGCGGCGCGAGUCCGAUGCCGCUACAUACCCCCCGACCGAGCGGCACGAGCGCAAUGCACGGACCGAGCCCGAGCGGUGUAUCCAGCGCCCUGCCGAACCCCCUCGCACCCCUCCCUGACCUGGACGCGUCGCUGCCCAUGUCGCUCGGCGAGCCGCUCGCGCCGCUCGAGCCUGCAUCGCCCAAGCCACGCAAGCGCGGCCGCCGCGCGAUCUAUACCGCCGAGGAGUCUGCCGAGCGCCGGCGCGAGCGGAAUCGGCAGCACAUGUACAAUAGACGCCACGGCGUCACCGCCAAGCCGCUGCCGCCCGCACUGCCCCCGCCGCCGGCGGAGCAGGACACGCUCGUGUACGAAGCCGAAAACAAGUUUCUGCGUGCCGAGAUCGAGCGGCUGCGUGCCGAAAAUGCGCGGCUUCGUGGCCGGGAAGAGAUGCGGCAGUACGCAGCGCGCAUGGGCCUGCCGGAUCUGCCGCCUGUCGAGGAAGAGGGUUGGUAG